This is a messenger RNA of Rhagoletis zephyria (snowberry fruit fly), 641 nucleotides long. RefSeq names its product protein D2-like. Lineage: Eukaryota; Metazoa; Arthropoda; Insecta; Diptera; Tephritidae. The record is from RefSeq and is a predicted model, not a curated record.
AGUGUUACACGUCGUUUAUCAACUCAUACAUUAAUUUCAGAACUUAAUUUUUUGUGCUAUAUACUAGUCAUAUAAAAAACACUUUUUUUGCGGCAUCGACAUUUACUUUAAUUAAGUGAAUCAGUUAAAGAGGAGUAAUGGAUACCAGUGGCAUUGUUCCAGACAUCAUUGAUGUUAUACCUAAGGCACGACUGGAGGUCAGUUAUCCAAGCGGUGCAAAGGUAGAGCUGGGCAAAGAAAUCACUCCAAUUGAGGUGAAGGACGAACCUACAGUUACUUGGGAAGCAGAUAAUGAUGCUCUAUAUACUUUGAUAAUGGUCGAUCCAGACGCACCAUCGCGUGCUGAGCCCACAUUCCGUGAAAUUCUUCAUUGGCUUGUAGUUAAUAUUCCAGGAAAUAAAGUAACGCAAGGUGAAACUAUUGCUGCUUAUAUAGGCUCUACACCUCCACAGGGAACUGGACUGCAUCGCUACAUUUUUCUGGUCUUUAAGCAGGCGGGAAAGAUUGAUGCUACGAACAUUACUCCAAAGAUUACAAUACGCGAAAGCCGCCGCAACGCAAAUACUAGGCAAUUCAUGGCCAAAUACAAUUUAGGGGAACCAAUCGCUGGAAAUUUCUAUCAGGCACAAUACGAUGACUAC